Oryctolagus cuniculus (rabbit) is the source of this 2596-nucleotide messenger RNA. Lineage: Eukaryota; Metazoa; Chordata; Mammalia; Lagomorpha; Leporidae. The record is from RefSeq and is a predicted model, not a curated record.
AGAAGGAGAAAAAGGAGGAGGAGAAGGAGAGGAGGGAAAAAGAAACCAUAGACGUCUACCUCGGCCUAGAGCGGCCCUUACAGUGCUGGGGAAAGGAGGGCGGGCGGGGACCACCCCAGAACAGGCCGCCGGCGGUAUCAUGGCGACCCGGAACCCCCCUCCCCAAGACUAUGAAAGUGAUGACGACUCUUACGAAGUGUUGGAUUUAACUGAGUAUGCAAGAAGACACCACUGGUGGAAUCGAGUGUUUGGCCACAGCUCGGGACCUAUGGUAGAAAAAUACUCAGUAGCUACCCAGAUUGUAAUGGGUGGCGUGACUGGCUGGUGUGCAGGAUUUUUGUUCCAGAAAGUUGGAAAACUUGCAGCAACUGCAGUGGGUGGUGGUUUUCUUCUCCUUCAGAUUGCCAGUCACAGUGGCUAUGUGCAGAUUGAUUGGAAGAGAGUUGAAAAAGAUGUCAACAAAGCAAAAAGACAGAUUAAGAAACGAGCAAAUAAAGCAGCACCUGAAAUCAACAAUAUAAUCGAAGAAGCAUCUAGGCAGACUUUCUCACACUCUGGCCCUGUCUGAUGGCUUCCUCGUGAUCUUAAUUAGGUUAAACAUUUUACCAAGGUGAUGUUUCUUUUGAUCCUGCACAUUUUUUCUAACUGGCUAAAUGAACUGUUAACAAAUAUCUUUGUGCCUGCUGUGGCAAUGUAUUAAAUUAUCUGUGUUAAUAAUUGGAUGAAUGGACCAUUGACAUCUGCCCUACAGGUGCCCAUGAGCUUAUAGCUGCCCAUGUACUUACUAUCUUGGCAGCCAGGGAACUUCCUGGGUCCAGCCAUGAGUGCAAUGGGCAGCUUCCUUCAGGUUGCAGUGGGCAGCUCUGGGAUCUUAUGUGGUGUUUGGCACCUGCUGAAGUAGGUGCAUAGAAUUUUUUGUUGAAUAUUGAAUUAAGGAAAAUAGUUGAGAAUGUUACUUAGCUCCAGGUUCAAUAUAUUUUUAAAAUUUGCAUUUUUAUUGUGGUAAAAUAUAUAUAACAAAAUUUGCUGUUUUAGCCAUUUUUAAGUGUACAGGUCAGUGGCAUUCAGUAUAUUUUCUGCAAUCAUGACCAAUAUCCAUUUCCAGAACUUUAUCACUCCUGUCAUUCCUGUGCCCAUUAAACACCAAUUCCCACAAUUUCUCCCUCUCUCCAGCCCUUGGUAAUCUCUCUUUUUUAAUUAAAAUUUUUUAAAAAUUUAUUUAUUUUCACUUAUUUCAGAGACAGAGAUUUUGCAUCUACUGAUUCUCUUCCCAAAUGCCCACAACAGUCAGGGCUGGGCCAGGCUGAAGUCAGUAGCCAGGAAUUCUAUUUGGGUCUCCCAUCUGGGUGGCAAGGACCCAAGUACUUGAACCGUCAUCUCCUGCCUCCUAGGGUUUCCAUUAACAGGAAACUGAAUGGGAAAGUAGAGUAACCGUGAUUUGAAUCAGGCACUCUAAUAUGGGUUGCAGGCACCAAAUGCUUGUCUUUUUUGAAAUUCUUUUUACUGGGGUUGGUGCUGUGGCGUAUCAGGAUAAGCCACCAUCUGUGACACCGGCAUCCCAUAUGGGCACCGAUUCAAGUCCUGGCUGCCCCACUUCCAGUCCAGCUCCCUGCUGAUGCACCUGAGAGAAUAGCAGAAGAUGGCCCAAGUGCCUGGGCUCCUGUACCCACUUGGAAGAUCCCGAAGAAGCUCCUGGCUUCAGUCUGACGCAGCCCUGGCUGUUGUGGCCAUUUGGGGAAUGAACCAGUGGAUGGAGAUCUCUGUCUGUCUCUCCCUCUCUCUGUAAUUCUGACUUUCAAAUAAAUAAAAUAAAUCUUUUAAAAAUUCUUUUUAUUUAUUUAUUUGAAAGGCAGAGAGAGACAGGGUUUCCAUCUGCUGGUUUAUUCUCCAAAUGCCUACAAUGGCUGGAACUGGGCCAGGCUGAAGCUGAGAGCUGGGAACCCAAUCCAGGUCUCAUUCUUGGGUGGCAGGAACCCAGUCACUUGAGCCAUCACCACUGCCUCCCAGGAUCUGCAUUAAUAGAAAGCUGGAGUCAGAAGCAAAAGUGGAGAUUCAAGCUCAGGUGCUCUGAUGUGGGGUGCAGGCAUCCUUUUUUUUUUUUUUAAGAUUUAUUCAUUAAUUUGAAAGCGGAGCUACAGAACAAGAAAAAGAGUGAUCUUCCAUCUGCUGGAUUACUGUCCCAAUUGGCCACAAUGCCCAGGGCUAGGCCAGGCUGAAGCCAGGAGCCUGGAGCUUCCUCUUGGUCUUCCACAUGGGUGCAGGGGCCCAAGGACUUGGGAUAUCUUCCAGUGGUUUCCCAGGCCACAGCAGAGAGUUGGAUCGGAAGUAGAGCAGCCAGGACUCUAACUGGGGCCCAUGAGGGGUGCCGGUGCUGCAGGCCAUGGCUUAAUCCACUGUGCCACAUCGCCGGCCCUGGAUGCAGGCAGUCUUAAUUGCUAGGCCAGAUCCUGUCUUAUACUUCCUGACUCCAUGAAUUUGACUGUUCUUGUAAGUGGAAUCAUGCAAUAUUUGUCCUUUUUUGUUUGCCUUAUUCCGUUUAACAUGUUUUCAGAUUUCAUCCAUAAUUAAGAGUGUUUGUGUUUAAAUGUACUUCAUG